Messenger RNA from Cydia amplana, 2217 nucleotides. Its product is annotated as dual specificity protein phosphatase CDC14B-like. Gene Ontology annotation, molecular function: protein serine/threonine phosphatase activity; protein tyrosine/serine/threonine phosphatase activity; protein tyrosine phosphatase activity. Gene Ontology annotation, biological process: cilium assembly; microtubule cytoskeleton organization; protein dephosphorylation. The coding region runs from base 100 to 2217 and encodes 705 amino acids. The transcript is spliced from 14 exons. The record is from RefSeq and is a predicted model, not a curated record. Lineage: Eukaryota; Metazoa; Arthropoda; Insecta; Lepidoptera; Tortricidae. Gene Ontology annotation, cellular component: mitotic spindle; centrosome; spindle pole.
UGUAAAUUUGUUAUAUCUCAGUGGCAUUUGGCUGGAUAUUUUAUUUUUCUUAUAAAAUGUAUUUUAUAAUAACUUCAAACAAAACUUUGCUAUUGCAAGAUGUCGCGUGGUAGCGAGUUUGUGUUUAAGACAGAGUAUAUUAAAAACAUAUUAUAUUUUGCCAGUUUGAAAAAUGAUGAAAAAAUCAAAAGUAGGCCAGAUACACAUUAUUUUAGUAUCGAUAACGAACUAGUUUAUGAAAAUUACUUCUCAGACUUCGGCCCCCUUAACCUUGGUUGUGUUUAUAAAUACUGUAAAUUGUUGAAUGAAAAAUUGAAACUAUUUUUGAACAAUCAAGCUAUUGUGCACUACACGUCGUCAGAUCCGAGGAAAACGGCCAAUGCAGCCUUUCUCAUGGGCUGUUACGGAAUACUGCUCUUGGGCUUAUCUCCGAAAGACGCCUUGAAGCCUCUUACGAUGAAUGGAUCAAUUACUUACCGACCUUUUCAAGAUGCAUCUGACGGGGAUUCUAUUUUUACAAUAACUAUACUAGAUUGCCUUAAGGCCAUCAAGAAAGCUCGGGACUUGGGAUUCUUCAACUUAAAAGAUUUUAAUUACGACGAUUAUAAUCGACUGGACAAGAUAGCAGGAGGUGAUCUAAAUUGGAUAGUUCCAGGAAAAUUUUUAGCUUUCAUUGGACCGGUUGAUGUCGACUACAGCGUAAAUCUAUACCAUCCACCUGAAAUUUAUAUGAAUUAUUUUCUAGAGAAUGAUGUCAAAAUGGUUAUCAGAUUGAACAAGAAACUUUAUGAUGGAGAUGUGUUCACCCAAGUCGGUAUCGCCCACCAGGACCUGUUCUUCUCAGACGGUUCGUGCCCGCCGCGACACAUCCUAUUCAAGUUCCUCCAGAUCAGCGAGGCCACUGCUGGAGCUAUCGCCGUGCACUGCAAGGCAGGUCUAGGGCGCACGGGGUCACUGAUCGGCAGUUACUUGAUCAAACACUACCGGAUGACCGCGCGCGAAGCGAUCGGAUGGAUGAGGGUAUGCAGACCGGGCUCGGUCAUCGGCCAUCAACAGGAAUGGUUAGAGCAACUAGAAUCUUGGCUGACAAAGCAAGGAAACAUCUACAGGAAAAAGUGCUUUAAUGAUGAGGAUCGUAUUCCGGUGCACAAGUACGGAGUGUAUUCGAUUGCCGAAAAGGCCGUAAAAGGGACAACCGGCACAAAGAUUUUAUCGAAACGCAAUCCGUCAAGUCCGCCGCCGCCCGUCCAGUGGCACAUGCGCUGCGCGCCACCAAGGCCCCGGGCUUCCAAAGUUCGAGAAGCCGUAAAUAAGCCGCAGAUGGGAAGCGAUAGUAGCACGAAGUCGUCUAAGCACAGUUUUCAGAGGUGUUUCAGCAAAGGAGACCAGAACGAACGGAGCCGAAGCACCACGCGGCGCGGCACAGAGUUCAGCGAGCGUUCCAUGAACCCGUCUUCCUACGCUAACUCCAGAUGCAUGACCACGGUGAAAACCAACAGUAGUAGAGGCAGCACUAAUCUCACCAAUAAUACAAAUAUAUGCGUUAGAAAUGUGCAAGCUUCACGUCCUAUUAAACCCUCUCCAUCGCCAUCCAAAAAGACAGCAGCUGAUAAAAAGAAUACCUCUGCAAAGAGCAAAGAAGCAAAUAUUACCGCGAGUAGAUACGAACGACUUAAUAAAUUAUGCCAUGCCCUCACUGUGACUCCGCAUAAUGCCAACAGAGUCAUUUCCCGCGCCAACGAAAAGGACUCUGCAAUGUACAGCACAGCUGCAUCCCGCGGCUCAGUCCAGUCGAACCCGCGGCGCAGGCUCGGCCGCAGCCCGAGCCCCAGCCCCAGCCGCAGCCCGGGCCCCAGCCCCAGCUGCAGCCCGGGCCCUGGCUCCAGACCGGCGCGGGUGCUGGAGCACACGCGCGCCACAAACACACCGCGCAUCAGCAGCGGAGGAUUUCCCUCCAGAGAUGACUCCAAGACUUCGUUGAGGAAAGCCCUGUCUAAGCUUAAAUGUGUAGCCGGUCCGAGGGACGGGUCGGUCGGCGGGCACUCGGUGGGCGCGGCCUCGCUGGGCGCGCGUCGCAAGGCGCCCGCGCCCAUGCUGCAGCGCUCGCCACGCGUGCGCUCCGACGAGCGGACCGUCGCCACGCAGGGAGACGUGCUCAAUAGCAUAAAAAUCCAGAGAAGGUUACUAAACAACUGCAAAUGUGAUGACAAGUGGUAA